GCUAACCGUUCUUCACAAUACUAAAAUUAUAGUCCACUUAAUUUCCAAACAAUGGCAGCGAGGAUGCUCUGGAUGUUCUUUCUUCCUGCAGCGUGUUCACUUCAUGUGGAAGUGAAUUCGGAAAAUCUGGUGUAUCAGGUCGGCGAAAAACUCAACCUGACCUGCAGCUUGGUAGACUGCAGCGAGGAUCCCUCGGUGUCAUGGAGCAUCCUCGGCGACGCGCCUCUGGGCGCCGAAUCGCAGAGUCACAUUUCACCAACAGUGACCCGCUUGGUUAUUAGCAAUGUGACGCUCGCGCACGAAGCCAGGUUUUUGUGCAAAGCAUCUUGUGGGAUGCAAAAGCGACAGAAAGCGACGAGUGUGAAGGUGUAUUCUUUUCCAGACAACCCUGUGGUUUCAGGGAACAACCGUUUACUGCCAGGUGUGAAAAAUGAUCUUACCUGUCGGGUCAGUGACGUCUACCCAGCGCAGGGUCUACGGAUUGAGUGGAUACAGGGAGGAGGCGUUCUGAAGACGGAUGAUGGAGAAUGGUCUGCUAAACUGCAGGGAGUGUCCUCCGUCUACUCAUUGCCACCUGAAAAUAACGGGGAGAACUUCACCUGCAGAGCCACGCUAAAUGUGACAAAAGACAGACAUAUAAUGAAGGAAACCACGGUGGCUCUGACUGUGUUGAGGAGCUCUACCAGUCCCCCCGAGACGCCGGACCUGAAGAAGGUGAUCAUCCCCACUGUCGGUACAGGAUCCUUGCUGGCUGUCGCUGCCGUGCUCAUCCGUUACCUGAGGAAGUCGAAGGGAGCCGAUGCUUACAGUCUGACCACGAACGCCCUGCCUGCAGUGUAGGUGUGCUAAGCUCUGCCCAGCUUCCACUCAGAACCCAUCCGAAUGAUCACAGCUCAGGGCAACACGACAAACUGUCUCCUCCCCCAAAAUCUGUGCAUGAGAGACUUCACAGAAUACAUCAGAGAGAGAGGGAGGGAGGGAGGUGGCCUUGUGUGGCAGGACUCUCAGGCACGCCCAGGCAAGUGUAACCUUCAACAGGUAAACGUCAUACCAAAGCCUGAGGUCACAGACUGUGUCAGGGGCAGGUGAGGGAGGGUGGGUGUCCUCCCUCCUGUCCUUCCCCAAAUUUCCCCAAAAAGCUUCCCCAAAUUCAUCUAUGGGUGGAACUAAAAGGAACACUCCUCAAUCAUAGCACAAAGUGCUUUAUCUUCAGGUUUAAGAACGUUAAUGUCUUCCCCGUUUCAGUUUUCAUCCAGCGUUGAGCACGUUGUGUUGUGACUGACAGAUAAGAUAAAUCGAGUCAAGCCUUUUGUUAAAUUGUACAACAUUAUGUUGAGUCAUUUAUGAAAAUACGCCACUAGCGUCACAGAAAUAAUAACUAAUUAACUAAUUGAAUAAUUAAUUGGUUGUGUUAAUGAAAUGAUCUGUCCAAUCAGAGAUCAGUUUGGGAUCCUUGUUUAGCACACAUGUCAAUAUAAAUGGGUCAGUAUAAAUGUUAGAGAGGAAUGUGUGAGUUUUUCAUACGCUAGUCAGAAUAUGAAUGUCAGUGAUGUUGUUUUCUGUGGACAAGGUGUCUGUGUUCCACAGGUGUGUGGUAAAUGGGUAAGGAUUUAUCUCAUGCACACUUGUAGGUGUGGAUAGGGGGGCAAGGUUCAAGGUUUGUGAAGAUGUAUUUUUGAAAGAAAUUCUGUAAAAAGAGUACCUUUGUCAUCAUGUCAACUCUGCUGAAUACUGAAAAGUGUUUUAUGCUGUGUUGUAAUUUAUCUGUAUGUAUUUGCAGUGUGUGUGUGCAUUUGUAGAUAUUUUUUGUCUAAAUCUAGCUUUGUUAAACACAAGCAUUCGGUUUAUUUUUAUCUGAAAAAGACAUCGGAUGCGUGAUAAUUCUCUGGCAGCAGAAAGCUGUGUCUGGGUGUGGGAGUGGUGUGCGGGAACAAGGCAAUCAGAGGAAAUCCUCCACAAUAAAGUGUUUUGUAAUGUGCAGAUAAUUGGCAGGAUCAUUUCCCCGCCAGAACAGCACAGCAGGGGCCAGAGCUGUCUGCACCUCCUUCCUCCUUAUGUGCUGAAAGGGAGAGCACAGCUCAGAGAGGAGUGAGCGUCUCAGUGCCGUACACACUGUCACCCACAGAUCAUUCAUACAC
This is a messenger RNA of Megalops cyprinoides (Indo-Pacific tarpon), 2138 nucleotides long. Its product is annotated as vascular cell adhesion protein 1-like. The record is from RefSeq and is a predicted model, not a curated record. Bases 52 to 840 code for a protein of 262 amino acids. Lineage: Eukaryota; Metazoa; Chordata; Actinopteri; Elopiformes; Megalopidae. The transcript has 4 exons. Gene Ontology annotation, molecular function: integrin binding. Gene Ontology annotation, biological process: cell adhesion.